UAAUAUAGAAGUUGCAUGGCCAAAGAAGAAGAAGGUGAUAUGGGUUCAAUUGAUUUUAAGUUGCAUUAUAAGUCAGUAGGUUUAGUAAUAUUGCUUCUUCUCACAACAAAUUGUGUCCUCACAACAUCGAGUGCUUGGGUAGCUGAUGCACCUGCAACCCCAAAGACACCCCUUCUAAAACAAGAAGGAGGUCACGGGUCCAAACCUUGGAGACAGCCUCUGGCAGAAAUGCAAGAAGAGGCAAUUAAGGCUUUGCUUAGCCUUACAACGGGGCUACAACAACUGGCGUGCAAUAGCGUUUCAGACCCACAGUGUGAUGGCAAAAGUAUUAUCUGUGACGAUAACUGUAACAAUACAACAUUCUGUCAUGUUAUUGAAAUAGAUUUUUCAAUGUGCAAUUUGAACGGAAGAAUACCGCCAGAAAUCGGAAAUCUUACUCAUUUAACAUUCUUGGAUUUAAGCAGAAACAGGCUUCGUGGACCAAUCCCUCCAUCACUUGUCCAACUACAAUCCCUUUCUGUUUUAGAUCUUUCUGACAACUCCUUGGGUGGGAACUUGCCACCAUUUCAAAUGAAGUCCUUACUAUACAUAUGCUUCAGGUAUUUAAGCAAAAACAAGCUUGAUGGACCAAUUCCUAAAUCAUUUGUCAACCUAACAUCGCUUGUGAACCUGGAUCUAAGCAGUAAUUGCUUUGAGAGCCAAAUUCCUCCUGAAUUGGGUGCUCUCAAAAACUUAUCUCGAUUAUACAUAAACAACAACGUACUAAAUGGAAGCAUUCCAGAAGAUCUAGGGAACAUCUCCAAUCUUAUGUAUUUAGACGUGAGUGAUAAUCAACUCUCAGGUUCCAUCCCACCUCAGCUUGGGAAUCUUACAAACCUACUGGCUCUGAUUCUACGCGCCAAUUAUUUGGUUGGUGAAUUGCCUUCAAGCUUCAUGCGGUUGGUGAACUUAACUGUUUUUUAUGCUCAAGGGAAUAACUUAUCUGGGAAAAUUCCAACAUUUAUAGCCAAUUGGACACAACUCUAUUCAUUGGAUAUGUUAGGAAAUAAUUUUGAAGGCCCCUGGCCAACGAAAAUCUCAUCAAAGGAAAGUCUCUAUUUCCUAAAAUUCAGCAAUGUAGUCACAGCAGGAGGAAGCGCAAACAAUUUUCCAGAUCUUAGGCAUAUGACUUCAUUGCGAGAAUUGACAUUGAGGAAUUGUUCACUUCGUGGUCCCAUUCCGAAUUAUAUCUGGGAGCUUCAGUAUUUAGUGUAUCUGGACUUGAGCUUCAAUGAAUUAUCUGGAUUUGUGCCAAACUCCAUUAACACAUCUUUAACAUAUAUAUUCCUUAGGAAGAACAAGCUUAAUGGAAUAUUGCCAGCAUGGCUAGUAGCGCUAGCGAACACGAGGAAUGUAACCUCAUCACAUCGAUACGUGGAUGUUUCUGAAAACAACUUUACACUUACAACCUCAGUGUCCGAUGCUUUACCUAAUCAGGACGUGAACAUUUUUCCAGGUUGCUCAAGUAAUUCGUCCACAACAAAUCUAUGCGACAGUUUUUGCGGUAAUAGAAAAUUUACUUGUCUCACAGAUAAACAGCUGUUUAUCAACUGCGGUGGGGAGCAAGUUGAUGUAGAUGGAAAGACCUACUAUGCUGAUGUGAGCCCCAAUGGAGCAUCAACGUUUUUUUUCAACAAAACAGGUGGUUGGGGUUAUAGUAGCAUGGGUCUUGCCUAUGAGAGGCAACAACCAUUUACAGCCAAGGAUCCAUGUAAUCUUCCCAAGACUGCAGCAGUUCUACUUGAAACAGCCCGUGUAGCCCCCAUCUCUCUAAAAUACUACGGAUUUUGUUUCAUCAAGGGAGACUACACAGUGAAACUACAUUUUGCUGAGAUAGGAUCAAGUAAAAACAAAGGCUCUCCUCCCAUCAGACCUAAACGAAUUUUUGAUGUUGACAUCCAGGGGAGGAAUGUACGGAAAAGCUACGAUAUAGCAAAAACACAACCGGAUGAAAAUGGGGACACAAUCAUUCCGUUCAAUAUUUCUAUAGAAUCCCAUCUUGAAAUUCACUUGUACUGGUCUGGUAAUGGCUCGACCUUCUUCCCACCGAAUUACGGUCCCCUCAUUUCAGCUAUUUCUGUAGAGCCAGUUCCUAAACAACAAAAAACACUGUCUACUGCGCUUAAGGCUGUGAUAGCAGUAUCAUCACUGGUUUUUCUUGCUCUAUUUUUGCUUGUACUCUGGAAAUUGGGUUAUCUUGGUGGCAAAAGAUCAUCAAAGGGAGAACUAAAAGCAACUGAAUUGUUCCCCGGAGUAGUUUACACCUUUCGUCAAAUAAAAGAUGCCACUCAAAACUUCAAUGCUGUGAACAAAUUGGGUGAAGGAGGUUUUGGACCUGUUUAUAAGGGCCUGCUCUCGGAUGGGACUACAAUUGCAGUAAAACAAUUAUCAGGAAAAUCAAAGCAAGGAAUACGUGAGUUUGUAAACGAAAUUGGCACAAUUUCAGCUUUACAACAUCCAAAUCUUGUGAAGCUAAUGGGAUGCUGUGCAGAAGACAACGAGCUCCUACUCAUUUACGAAUACAUGGAAAAUAAUUCUCUUGACUAUGCAUUAUUCCGUUCAGAGGAACUUAAAUCGAGACUAAACUGGUCGACGAGGGUGAAAAUUAUCCUCGGGAUAGCCAAAGGUUUAACUUAUUUGCACGAAGAGUCCAAAUUGAAGAUUAUCCACAGGGACAUUAAGCCCACAAACAUACUCUUGGACAAGGAGUUGAAUUCAAAAAUAACUGAUUUUGGAUACGCAAAGCUUAAUGAAGAGGAACACACUCAUGUCAUCACGCGAAUUGCUGGAACAACGGGAUAUAUGGCACCAGAAUAUGCAAUGCGGGGCUACUUAACACCAAAAGCAGAUGUUUAUAGCUUUGGGGUUGUUACGCUUGAAAUUGUGAGUGGGAGAAACAGUGCUAGUUACAGGCCAAGUGAUCAGACAGUUUACCUUCUUGAUUUGGCUUACGUGUUGCAUGAGCAGGGUAAUUUGAUGGAGCUAGUUGAUCCAAAACUUGGAACAGAUUAUUCUUGGACAGAAGCAUCUGCCAUUCUGGAAUUAGCAAUGAUGUGCACUAAUCCAUCACCAACUCUCAGGCCAACCAUGUCUGAGAUAGUAAAAAUUAUUGAAGGAAAAGCUAAAAUCAAAACCACAUCUUCAACAGCCCAUCCUUCUAAAGACGACAAUGCCUUGAAUAAGGCCGUGGCUGCACUCUCUCAGCCUUCUCAACCUGAAAGUUAUUCUACAGCAGGGCCAUCAGAAGCUACUCCUUCCUACUCUUAACAGCUAUAAUAUUACCAAUGAAAUUUGAAUCCAACAUCUCCCACUUAUGGAUAUUUUUGGAUGAUUACUGUGCUUAGACGAUGAAAUCAAGGAGGCAAUGAUGCUUCAAGCAUGAGUUUUCUUCCUUUUUUGUGCUUGUUUUGAAUAGGGUAAGUUGGUUCGGAUCAGUAUAAAAUUUUCAUCUUAGUAGUUGUGUAAAUUAUCAGUGUAAAAUUUUCAUCAAGAUUGUACCAGGUGAUUGAUUUCUGCUCUUACCACUGAAUUCAUUGCCUGAUUACAUUAGGCUUUGGGCCUAUAAUUAGCCUUAUUGUUCACUCUUUUUCAAUGAAUAUAUAGUAACUCAAUGUAACGGAUAGGCUUCUUAGAUUAGAUUCCUAUUGGAUCUAAACUAUGUAAAGGUUGUGUAAGUUGUGGCCGUUCGGUUGCUGUAUAUAUUGAUUGUUGAUGUAGGUAUGUUAAAUAUGAAUGAAAAACUCUUUUAGGGUA
Capsicum annuum is the source of this 3792-nucleotide messenger RNA. Its product is annotated as probable LRR receptor-like serine/threonine-protein kinase At1g53430. Gene Ontology annotation, molecular function: ATP binding; protein binding; protein kinase activity. Gene Ontology annotation, biological process: protein phosphorylation. Lineage: Eukaryota; Viridiplantae; Streptophyta; Magnoliopsida; Solanales; Solanaceae. The transcript has 28 exons. The coding region runs from base 16 to 3306 and encodes 1096 amino acids. The record is from RefSeq and is a predicted model, not a curated record.